This is a messenger RNA of Striga asiatica, 512 nucleotides long. Lineage: Eukaryota; Viridiplantae; Streptophyta; Magnoliopsida; Lamiales; Orobanchaceae. The record is from the annotation of a GenBank genome assembly.
AUGGCUGUUAUCAAGAUUUCACAAUCCUUUAAGACAAAGGUCAGCCCAAACAGGAUGUUCAAGGCCUUGAUCUUAGAUUCUCACAAUCUCGCCCCUCAACUUAUGUUCUCAUCAAUCAAAAGCAUUGAAUUUAUCCAUGGCAAAGGCGAGCCUGGGACCAUCAAGCAGCUCAAUUUCACCCAAGAUAGUCCCUUUAAUUACGCGAAGCACAGAAUAGAUGCGAUCGACGAGCAUAACUGUACGUGCAAAUACACUUUCAUAGAAGGAGAUGCAUUGAUGGACAAACUAGAUCAGAUUACUUACCAAGUCAAGUUCGAGCCAUAUGGCUAUGGAGGUUGCGUUUGCAGGAUAACAAGCGAAUAUUAUACAAAGGAUAAUGUGGAGAUUAAGGAGGAAGAUAUCGAGCAUGGCAAGGAUCGAGCCAUCGGCAUGUAUGAAGUCGUCGAGGCUUAUCUUUUGGCACACCCUCAUGCAUAUACUUGAAAAAAAAAUAAUAAUAAUAAUAAUAAUAA